AGUCACUGUCCAAGUCCCAGUUCCCAGUCUUCACGCUCUACGCUCAGAAGAUUUGUCUGCCCAAAUCCCGGCCACCAUGCAAGUCCCCAUGGGCCUACGAGACCGUCCCGGAGUUCACCAUCGAGAAGAGUAUGGUGACCGAGACCGUCCCGGCCCCGAGCAGGAGUGAAUGCGCUACGCUGUGCCUGCUGCACGAAAGGUUCACUUGCAGGUCUGCCGCUUUCAACAGAGAUUCCAAGACGUGCUCCUUGUCCCAAAUAGACAGAAAUAUGGCCGGCCGGAAAAAGCUUGUGGCUAUCGAUGCAAAAUACGAUUACAUUGAACUCUCAUGCGGGCUGAAACCUGACCGAAUGUGCGAGUUCCAGAGCAUCAGGGAGAAGAUCAUGAAGACAGUCGAUGCAGUCUACCUGGACACUGAAUCUACUGAGGAGUGUCGGCAGAGAUGUUUGGACGCGGACUUCGGCUGCUACUCCUACGACUACAAGUCUGCAGGCGAGCCCAUCUGUCGUCUCUCUCACCACUCGGCCGCCACUCUGGCACACAUCCAGGAGCCCUACUUGCCCAUCGGCAACGCCACCACGUACGAGCUUCAGGCCUGCUACCAGGUUACGAUUGAAUGCAAGGCCAGUGAGAUGGUGGCCAAGAUCUCCACGUCGACAGUUUUCAACGGCAAAGUGUACUCCCGCAGCCGUCCCAACAGCUGCGUCGAGGACAUCAAGAACAGCACCCAAUUUACCAUCUCGUUGCCCUACAACUCUGUGGACUGUGAUGUCGAGCAGAAGGGGAACACAAUGUUCACUUCCAACAUCGUCAUCCAGCAUCACGACAAGAUCGUGACUCGCGCCGACGUUGGACUCGCACUUCAAUGCAAGUAUGACCUGAAAAACAUGACCGUAACGCAUUCACUCCAGUCUGGCUUGGAGGUGAGGAAUGAUCCAGCGACUGAGUACAUCCAAGAGGUUGUCGUUGCUUCACCCAACGUGACCAUGAGAGUUACAACUCCACAGGGACAAGACGUUGGAUCUGCGCAGGUCGGCGAUAAUUUAGCUUUGCGUUUUGAAAUCCUCGACAAGAGCAGCCCGUAUGAGAUCUUCGUACGGGAACUCGUUGCCCUCGACGGUCGGGACAGCUCUGAGAUCGUGCUUAUUGAUGAACAUGGCUGCCCCACGGACCCCUCCAUCAUGCAAGCCAUCAUGCAGGUGGACUCAGGCAAGAUUCUGCACGCCCCCUUCCAAGCGUUCAAGUUCCCAGCAACUGACGUGGUCCAAUUCCGUGCCCUGGUGACGCCGUGCCACCCCACGUGUGAGCCCCAGCAGUGCUACGCUGACCGCUUCGACGGCGCUCUCAUGACCGCUAAGAGCUUCGGCAGGAGGAAGAGGCGUGAGGUAAAAGAAAACGACAUCAUGGUGGCACAGAGCAUCCAAAUCACCGACAAAUUCCUCUUUAACGAUAAAGAUGAGAACGAAGUAGAGAAACUGCUCGCCAGCGCUGAGUGUUCGACUUCCUACACCGGCAUCAUCAUCGCCUGCGCUCUCUUCUUACUUGCGCAGCUGGUGAUCCUGAUGGUCUGGAGCUAUCAGUGGCACAAGAAACGAGCCACGAAGGAGAUCGCACCGCACUACCCUCCGGUGAUGCACAGCUACCCUCGGGGCCGACACAGCGGAAACUCGUCUGUAACCUCCAGUACUGCUUACCUUAACCACUGAUUUCCCUUCAACACCAGUUAAUCAAUGGUAACAAUAUACCGGCAAUACCAAUUUCAUGCCCGGAAAUUAUGGUUCUAAAACUGGCCAGCUUAUUAUCAAUUAUUCGAUUGAUGGUUCUCCUGAUUUUAUUUGGUGCCGUUCAAAGUCCGGGUCAGUUCUUGACAAGCGUGUCUUGAUGCAAGCAUGAAAUGUAGUUUAAGUCUGAGAACCAUCAGUAAGAAGAUAAAAAUUAUGAUUUGAGCUUCAAUGAUAAGAAUUCAAACAAAGUGAACAAGAACUUAGCAAUUUCUGCAAUCGCUGAAAAUUCCGGUAUGAUUCUUUCAAAUCUGAAAACUUUCACUAUGGAAUGUUAGUUUAUGUAGGAGGUAUAUGUAAGUUGCUGAACGAUUGAAGCGUAUCCAGCGCCCUGAGGAGCUAUUCGGUGAUUUUUAUUGAUAAAUUAUAUAGGCUGAUUCUACAAUGAAAAAGAUCUAAAAUAAGCAGCUCUCUCUUUCUUCUGAUAUGCGUGACCUAAUGAUUGUAAUAGGAAAUCGCUAAUGGCAUAUGGAACUCUGCUUAAUCACUGAACAAAAAUAGUUGCUAUGAUGAUGAAAAAUUUUUGGCAUUCAAUAUCCCAUGACAUUCAAUAAAUUUGUCCAAUUUGUUUUUAUGCAAUUUGUCUCGAGAGGAGUUCUCAAUUUGAACGAUUUCAUGUACUUACGUAAACGGUAUCGCAUUCGAUUACCGACCAAUUAAACAGUAUGGCAUAACGGGCAUUUUCUUUACAACGAAACAAUAUAUGUUAACGAACUUUUUGUAUCUAUUUUAAUUAUUUAUUGCUUCCCAUAUGCUUCUUAUGAUUGAUAUUUACGUAGAUAGCAUAUUUAUUUGCCGGUAACAAAAUGUAAUGCUUUGAAUUCGAGUGUCAACGAACGCUGCAGCGUUGGCAUUACCGUCGAUGUUGGAUGGCAUUCGUUCAUUGGAUGAUCGACGUGGAGCAUGAACAGCUAUACUCAUAAGGAGGCAUUAACAUUACUUUUAUCUCUAUUAUUUAGUGCAAUAACUGAGGAAUUUUUCGUUUGUUCGGUAAAAUGUGGAUUGUGAAAUUUUGGAAAUUAUUAUACGAAUGUUACCUAGAACUUUUUUCAAUUCGUCAUUGGCUUGCUUCAUUUAGGAUCGAUUGAAUAAAUAUCAGAUUUUGCGUCAAUUUUCAUCAUUCUUUUUCUGUUAACUUUAAUGUUAAGUUGUCUUAUAGUUUUCUUGAAUCGUUGUUACAAUGCAGCUGUGUCAGGCUACACAAAUUCUUAUUUUCCAAUUUUUUCAUAAUUUUGUGAAGUAGAAAAUUCGUUUCUACACGUGAAUUCUGAGCCAAAUUUAAAACUUUUGUUAAUGGUAAUGAAGUACUAGGAGAAUAUUUAUUCAACUUAGAUUAAAGGUCCACUGUUGAAGCCUUUGCACAUCGAAAAUUGUUCUGAACGAACAACUAAUGACCAAGUAAGAAUGAUUUCUACGCUGCGUGGAGGUACCAAAAUUUUGACUAUUUUCAUCUCUUAAAAGCUUACCACAAAUAUUUUGAGGUUAUAUCAACAUCGAUGCUGAUACUGAAUUUCGAUGUUCUUGCCUCAAGAUACGUGCCAUUUCUGCUGCGUGGUCCCUUUAAGAUGAAAUAUUUGUACCAAGAUAAAGGCGACGACAUUAAGAAUUUUUGUAAGAAUUUCUCGGAAUAAUAACUCCCCCAAAAUGUCUUGUAAAACCAAGUUAUAAUUUUUUAAUUACUAUUGUCCUUCCUUAUGUUCGUAAAUUAAGCUCGCUUUAUGAUGUAUUGAGCGACAAAGUUAAAUUCAAAUUAAACCUAUACCAUCCAGUUUGAAAAGUAAAGAUUUAUUGAUGUUGAUUACAAAUUUUGCUUUGAGAGCCGAAGUUUUUUCUUGGUACAAGAAUCGUAUCGAGGGCUGCCGCUCGCGGCAUUUCGCCUCUGUACUUUAAUACGCUAAUUUGAAUUGAAUUUAUGAUAAUAUCUUCCUUAAACUUUGGCAGACCUUAAACCUGGUCUAACAUUCACGAACGCGUCCUGAUAUUUAUUUUGGUAUUCGAUUUGCAUCGCGUAACCAUGCGUACACCAUCAAUGAAAAGCAUAUGCUUCUCUACAGCAUUAUUUGUCUCUGAUUUAGCAGUAAGUUUACUUGAAAUGUUAUUGUUUCUGUGUAGUAUUUAGUGUUAGAAGAUGUCAAAAUUCAUGUUAUUAACUUAUUCUCCUGCAUUAUUUCUUGUUAUGGAAUAGUUAAUAAAAAUCUUUAAAAAUGAA
Molecule: messenger RNA, 3990 nt
Organism: Hyalella azteca
Lineage: Eukaryota; Metazoa; Arthropoda; Malacostraca; Amphipoda; Hyalellidae
Exons: 8
Source: RefSeq, a predicted model, not a curated record